AUGAACAUCAUCAGGACCGGAGGACACUUCAUCCGGCACAUUCUUCCACAUGGAGCACCCCCACAACUACGCCCCCUGGCGGAUAGAAUCACAGCCGCCUUCGGCCUCGGAGGUUGGAGUGCCGUGGAGUUUUCUGAACAGAUGGAGAAGCUGACGUCUCUGUUUAAGAAUGGGAGCUACAGGCAUGCUGAGUUACAUUUUCUCGAAGGGUUCAAAAAAGAAAAUCACAUGGAUAUAUCACCGAAUUUGGAUUAUCGUUGCCAGUCGGCGACAACUGGUUAUGGGUGUGCUGUGUCUGUGUACGAUGCAGAAGAAGCAGCCGAAAUAUGCUCCAGAGAUUCGAAUUGUAAAGCAUUUGUUAUGACUGGCAUUACAACAUGGACUG
This is a messenger RNA of Uloborus diversus, 385 nucleotides long. Its product is annotated as extracellular tyrosine-protein kinase PKDCC-like. The transcript is spliced from 2 exons. Gene Ontology annotation, molecular function: non-membrane spanning protein tyrosine kinase activity. The annotation marks the transcript as partial. NCBI's taxonomy places the organism in Eukaryota, Metazoa, Arthropoda, Arachnida, Araneae, Uloboridae. The record is from RefSeq and is a predicted model, not a curated record.